AUGGCCUGCUGCACCACUAGCUUCUGUGGGUUUCCCAGCUGUUCCUGCGGCACCUGUGGCCCCAGCUGCUGCCAGCCCAGCUGUUGCCAGACCAGCUGCUGCCAGCCCACCUGCUGCCAGACCAGCUGCUGCCAGCCCACCUGCUGCCAGACCAGCUGCUGUGGGAUGGGCUGCGGGACCAGCUGUGGGACCGGCUGUGGGAUGGGCUGCGGGACCAGCUGUGGGAUGGGCUGUGGGACCGGCUGUGGGACCGGCUGUGGGAUGGGCUGCGGGACCAGCUGUGGGACCGGCUGUGGCACUGGCUGUGGCCAGGCUGGUGGCUGUGGAGCUAUGAGCUGCCGCACCAGGUGGUGCCGCCCUGACUGCCGCGUGGAGGACACCUGCCUGCCCCCCUGCUGUGUGGUGAGCUGCACCCCCCCAACCUGCUGCCAGCUGCACCAUGCCCAGGCCUCCUGCUGCCGCCCAUCCUACUGUGGACAGUCUGCCUGCCGCCCAGCCUGCUGCUGCUACUGCUGCCAGCCCACCUGCUGUGAGCCCACCUGCUAA
Messenger RNA from Molossus molossus (Pallas's mastiff bat), 546 nucleotides. RefSeq names its product keratin-associated protein 1-3-like. The transcript has a single exon. Gene Ontology annotation, cellular component: keratin filament. The record is from RefSeq and is a predicted model, not a curated record. NCBI's taxonomy places the organism in Eukaryota, Metazoa, Chordata, Mammalia, Chiroptera, Molossidae. Bases 1 to 546 code for a protein of 181 amino acids.